Molecule: messenger RNA, 6843 nt
Organism: Lepus europaeus (European hare)
Lineage: Eukaryota; Metazoa; Chordata; Mammalia; Lagomorpha; Leporidae
Gene: NCBP3
Product: nuclear cap binding subunit 3
Exons: 14
Coding region: 7-1890 (627 amino acids)
Cellular component (GO): nucleus; cytosol
Molecular function (GO): mRNA binding; RNA 7-methylguanosine cap binding
Source: RefSeq, a predicted model, not a curated record
GCAGCGAUGGCGGCCGUACGGGGCCUGCGAGUGUCGGUGAAGGCGGAGGCCCCGGCCGGCCCUGCCCUGGCGCUCUCGUUGCCUGAAGUAGAGUCCGGUUUGGAGCGCGGAGAGCCGGAGCCCAUGGAGGUGGAGGAGGGCGAGCUGGAGAUCGUGCCGGUGCGGCGCUCGCUGAAGGAACUGAUCCCGGACACAAGCAGAAGAUACGAAAACAAGGCUGGCAGCUUCAUCACCGGGAUUGACGUCACCUCCAAGGAAGCAAUUGAGAAGAAAGAACAGCGAGCCAAGCGUUUCCAUUUUCGAUCAGAAGUCAAUCUUGCCCAGAGGAACGUCGCCUUGGACCGAGACAUGAUGAAGAAAGCAAUCCCCAAAGUGAGGCUGGAGACAAUCUACAUUUGUGGAGUGGAUGAGAUGAGUACCCAGGAUAUCUUUUCCUAUUUUAAAGAAUAUCCUCCGGCUCACAUUGAGUGGUUGGAUGAUACCUCCUGUAAUGUGGUUUGGCUAGAUGAAAUGACAGCCACACGAGCCCUUAUUAAUAUGAGUUCUCUGCCAGCCCAGGAUAAGAUAAGAAGCAGGGACGCCAGUGAAGACAAGUCAUCUGAGAAAAGUAAGAAAGAUAAGCAGGAGGACAGCUCAGAUGAUGAUGAGGCUGAAGAAGGAGAAGUUGAAGAUGAAAACCCAAGUGAUGCAGAGUUGGACACGUUGUCUCAGGUAGAAGAAGAGUCUCUGUUAAGAAAUGAUCUUCGUCCAGCUAACAAACUAGCUAAAGGAAAUAGAUUGUUCAUGAGAUUUGCUACAAAAGAUGACAAAAAGGAGCUUGGAGCAGCCAGAAGGAGUCAGUACUACAUGAAAUAUGGGAAUCCUAAUUAUGGAGGCAUGAAAGGAAUUCUUAGCAAUUCUUGGAAGCGAAGAUACCAUUCCCGUCGCAUUCAGCGGGAUGUGAUCAAGAAGCGAGCUCUGAUUGGGGAUGACGUUGGCUUGACAUCGUAUAAACACCGACAUUCCGGCCUGGUGAAUGUUCCUGAGGAGCCCAUUGAGGAGGAGGAGGAGGAGGAGGAGGAGGAGGAGGACCAGGACAUGGAUGCAGACGACAGGGUGGUGGUGGAGUACCACGAGGAGCUCCCGGCCGUCAGGCAGGCACGGGAGCGGAGCACAUCCAGGCGCUCGAGUGACAGCAGCUCAGACUCGGAUGAAAUGGACUAUGAUCUCGAACUGAAAAUGAUUUCCACUCCCUCACCAAAGAAAAGCAUGAAAAUGACUAUGUAUGCUGAUGAAGUGGAAUCUCAGUUGAAAAGUAUUAGGAACUCCAUGAAGGCAGAUAGCAUUUCCACAAGCAAUAUCAAAAACCGAAUUGGUAGCAAAUUACCAACUGAGAAAUUUGCAGAUGUACGGCAUCUGUUAGAUGAAAAGCGCCAGCAUUCACGUCCACGGCCACCAGGCAGCAGUACAAAAUCAGAUAUACGCCAGCGGUUAGGAAAAAGACCAUAUUCUCCAGAGAAGGCUUUUAGUGGUAACCCAGUUGCUCGGAGAGAGCCCUCUUCUGAUGUGCACAGUCGGCUAGGUGUUCCCAGGCAAGAUGUUAAAGGCCUCUACUCGGAUACUCGGGAGAAGAAGUCAGGUGGCUUAUGGACUCGCUUAGGAUCUGCACCCAAGACCAAAGAAAAGAAUACAAAGAAGGUGGACCACAGGGCGCCUGGCACUGAGGAAGAUGACUCCGAGCUGCAAAGGGCAUGGGGGGCUCUGAUUAAGGAGAAAGAACAGUCUCGCCAAAAGAAGAGCCGCUGUUACCAGCACCCUUUUCCCAAGAAAAGUCAAUUCCCAGGUGCUUAUUGGACAGCCUUCGAGGGGGAAGAUGAGGGAAGCUGCCAGCUCACCCUUCCAGGACCCUAGUGUGGGGCCGAAUCUCACGGACCUGACCUCAGAGGUGCACCAGUGCCGCCCAGGUAGAUAAGAGACACAGCAUUGAUCGCCCUUCCAUUCCUCCCCGGGGGAUUUCUGGUAGAGGCCUCUUACUGGCUGUCAGCUUGACGUGAAGAUCAAGAUGUUCAGUGCUGGGAUUUUUAGGAACAAAAAACUGUGACUUCUGGAUUUGGGAUUGAUUUUUGUGCUGGGGUGGGGUUGUGGGUUAAUGUUGAACAAUUUUUAAGUAUUAUGUUUAAGAAAUAUUAAUGAUUUAAAAGUUUAAAUUUUUAAUUUUUAUAUGUGGAAAUUCUUCCUGUUGGUUACAGGGGAAGCUCAAGUAGUGUCUUCUUUUGUGCUGUUAAAUAUAUAUUAUAUACUUUGGAAGAAGGCAAAGAGAGGAGUCUCAUUAUUUUUAAAUGACUCAGACUGUAUAGUUUGUUCAUUGUAUGUAGAGUUCUGCUUGCUUUGGGUCCACUAUAGGAAAGGGUCCAUCCAUCUGAGAUGGGGAACUGUCUGUCAUCACUUUAGAAGUGAUGCCUUAAUAUUUAUUCUUUCUGUUUCCAAGUUGUGGCACUCUAAGACUGUUUCAAAACCUGCAAAUAAGAUACUAGUUACAGAAAUUUUCGUUGCUUUAGUUUUAAACUCCUUUCAGAUAAUUUUCCUUCAAAAAGGAGAUCAAUUCAUUUGUUGUCUUGUCUGAUUUUUAUCUUGAAGUAUUUAACUUUGUUUUCCUCUGCAGGCUUAAAAAUAGUGUUUCAGUUCAGUUCACUUGAACUUAAAGAGUCAGAGAUAAUAAUAAGCCUUUGUCCCUUUUGUGAUGUCACCGCUCUUCACCUGCCUGGAGUGUUCUAUUGGAGCCCUGGACCCCAAAGAUCUUGGGGCUGAGCUAAUGGCCAUACUGACAGUUGAUUCCACUGGGGUCCAAAUGAAUCCAGAACAUGUUGCUAAUAAAGCAAAGGGCUUUGUUUUCUUGAAACUUGAAAGCUGCAACAAAAACUGCGUUGUACUGUAUUUUGUUGGUCACCCUGCUCUCCCCCUCCUUUUGGAAAGCUUAGGCAGAACCCCUGUAGGUUCCAGCUUCCUGGGAUUCUGAGAAAGGUAUGAUGUUGGUGUUCUGUCAGCUGAGACCUCAGGUGUCAGCUUUCUCAACUCUUCUCGCCCAGGGCCAGGUUCCUAGGAGGGGCAGGGUUUGAGUGCUGGUAGAGUCAGAGACCUGCAUGGCAGCCCAUGCUGUGUUCCAUGGACCUCCCUUUCCCCCUGGCAGACGAUCGGGCUGCUCCGGAGCUUCUGGCCUUGUCGGCACAUCUCAGCCGUGCUGCCCUGGGCUGCCCAGCGCUGGCUUCUGUUGCAGGUGGGAGAGGGCUCAAGGAGACAGCUGAGGGCAUGCGUUAGCUUGUGGGUAGGAGCUUACUUAGCCUCAUCCCUUUACAGUCUCCGGUUUUACUAAUGAGACAAAGAUAUCUUUGUGUUCAGGCUCCCAGCCGGCUUGGUCUCGCAGGGUUUAGAAAAGGCCUCCCUUUUUGUCUCAGUCGUGACCCUCCUCCACUGGUAGUUGAGGCCCCUUUGCCCCCGAGCCUUUCAGUGCUCCCCGGUCUCCUACUAAAGAUGAAGAAGACUUUGCAGAAGGGGGACAGUGUGUAGGUCUUUGAUCCACCAAGAAAAAUAGCCACUGCAAGCAGCCUGCGGUUCCCGCAGACAGAGACAACCCGCACCGGUGGCUCCAGAGGCUGUCAUUUGUUUCCCAGAGUUAUUUGCCUGCUUACGCUUCUUCUUUCUCCCCAGCCUGCACUCAGGCACUCAGUGUUGUACGGGCCUCCUGCAUGUCCAGGCCCUGUCUUUGGAUCUUAGGAGUGCGGAUGGGCAGUGAGGACAGCUCAUGGCACUCCCCAUCGAUGUGGGCAGCAGGGCGACACGCUUUCUGUAUCCCUCGUAGUCCUUCUGUGUAGGAGAUGUUAAAUACGAUUUUGCUGCUUGAGAGCAACUGCAGAUACCUCACUUCUAUUUCCCACUCUCCAUCUCUGGUACCAGGUUCCCAGGAGAACUUGUUAGAACCCACAGUAAGAUGUAAACCCUCUCCCCUGGCCCCUCUGGGCUCAUCCAGCAGAUCCCUCCCCCUGGUUCAGUACUGUCCGUCCCACUCCGGCUGCACAGCAGCCUCUUCACUCACCUCUGCCCCAUCUCCCUCCCCACUCUGCACACUGCAGUUGGGACGGGCUUCUGUGGUAUUAGCAGCUCAACUGAGACGUGAUUUACAGAGCAUGCGUUCACCUGUGUGAGUUGGACGACCAUCAUGAUAUUCAAUUUUUGGACAUUUUCAUCACCCAUUUAGCAGUCUCUCCCCGUUCCCUGUUCUCCUAGCCCUUGGCAGCUACUAAUAGACUUUCUGUCUUUGUGGAUUUGCCUGUUCUGAACAUUCAUAUUAGUGCAGUCACAUACUAAAUUUCUACAAGGGGACUUCAGAGCAUUCAUGGAAAAUGGAAUUGAAGAUAAGCUUGUUUUGGUGUAAAAAUUUUUUUUAGAUCCACACAUUUGUUUUUUCAUGAUAUGCAUUUUCCAUGAACCCUUGUAUUUGUGACUUGCUUCUUUCACUUAACAUAUUUUCGAGGUUCAUCCAUGUUGUAGCAUGCAUUUCAUUUUUAAUUGCUGAAUAAUAUUCUGUUGUAUGCAUAUGUCAUUUUUAAUUUAUCACUCAUCAGGUGGUAGACAUUUGUGUCCACUUUUUGGCUGUUAUGAAUAAUGUUGCUGUGAGCUUUUAUGUGAAUGUAUGUUUUCAUUACUCUUGGGUUUGCACCCAGGAGUGAAAUUGCCGCUGUCACUGUCUUUAACCUUUUGAGGAGCUACCAACCUGUUUUCCCCAGCCGCUGUGUCAUUUCCAGUGAGGGUCCCACUUUCCCCACGUCUUUCCCAGCACUUCCUGUUUGCCCAUGUGAAGUGGUGUCUUGCUGUAGGUUUGAUGUGCAUUUCUUUAAGGACCAUGACGUUGGGCGUCUUUUCACGUGCUUCAGGAUGUUUUCUUAGAGACCUGAUGCUGUUAUUCUUUUGCUUGAAACCUUUCCCAAGCUUCACCAUCACCCUUGGAAUCAAUUCCACACUUCCAGACUCCUUUGCUAGCUUAUGAAUUUGGUCAGGAUCGCUUCUGGCCUCUCUGGUCUGUUCUCCCCAUUCUCCUGCCCUUGACUCACUAGUUUGCUGGCUCCAUCUUGGGCUCAUCAGCCUUCCAGGCUGCACACACUGCUGUCUACCCCAGUGAUAUCGCCAACUCCCACUCUCUCCCACUGUGCCUCCACCUUACCUUCUUUAUUCCCCUCAUCUUCAAGGUCUUAGGGACCCUUCUAGGAGGUGAUCCUCAGCUUUGAGAGCCAGGAGGUGGGCCCCUUUUCUGUGUCCCAUGGUCCUGCUGUGAAGAAUUCUUGGUUUACUCUAGGGUUAGGUUAUAAAGUAAGCACCUAAGGUAAAGUUGAGUGUAAUCAAAAUUCUUCUUGGAAAUCCCCGGGAAGGUGCCAUGUAGAAGGCCAGCAUUGCCAAGAUGUCUUGUGAGCUCUGCCUGUGUGGGAGCAGCGCACUGCGCUAGGUGAAGUGUGUGGCCUGCAGUUAGGCCCUUGUUGUACAAAAGUCACUUAUUUUUAGGUGUCGGAACCACACUCAGGUGAGAAACUUGCUGUAGCGGAGCUUGGGGACUGAGGCAGGCCACAGGGGCAGCAAGAGACACAGGCUUGCUCGGUCCCGUCAGUGCUCAGACAACUUAACAUCACUGUCCUUUUUCCUUGUCCUCUUUUUUCUCUUUCAGCUUUUUCAGACAAAUACUGUUGUGUUUAACCAAGUGAUGUGUGUACCCAUGUACUGCCAAAUCACUGUACCCCCCAAACCCAGCACAGCUGUACACUGGACUGUAAUUUCCUGUUCCUAGUUUGUGUGUGUGUUAGACUGUGAGCUCUGUGAGAGCAGGGACCAUGUAUGGUUUGUUCAUGGGGCUUGGCCAGUGCCCACUACCACGCCCGUGUUGCGGGACCUCCAUAAGCCCGUGCUGAACUUGUAAACCCUCCGGCCUCAGGAGCAGCUCCACCCUCAGGCCCUGCGCCCUCACAAGCCUUGGCUUUGUUCCAUGUACGUACAACACUUGACUUUCCUGCUUCUGUUUCCUUUCUAGCCUGUGCGCUCCUCAGGAGCAGGUGUCUUCAUGUUCUUUCUGGCCUCCCACCACGCCAGCCCAGAAUAAGUAGCACUUCCCACUGAUGGCGCUGUGUACCCAACCCAGCUGGGUACCGUUGUCUGAUUCUGGCCGUGCUGAUUCUAGGUGAGACUACCUGAUUUGAGAAGGGAAGAUUCGUCAGGGGUGCAGACGCUAUUGCAUCUAAAGGUAAAAGAUCUCACAAGUAGACCUGAGUGAACCUCAAAUUUUGAUGAGCUCACUGUCCCAGCAAGUUACACAGUUCUGUAAAGCACUGGCUGGGGGAGUGUGCACAUAGCCCAGAAUGCUUUUCAGAAAAGUGCGCAUGGGCCCCAGGAUAGGAGAAGAGGAAGCCAGCAGGUAGGGGAGGAGCCCCAAGGAGGGACUGAUGAGCAGGUGAGAGGAACAGCUCUUUCCCACAGCCCCUCCUCUACCUACCGCAGUACUCAUGAACCCCCCAGGGAGCCCCGGUGCUGUCACGGUGGAAGGCUACCACGCACUUUGGAUUCAAGUCAGCAGCAAAUCGUGGCUUCGUAGGUGACUUAAUUGCUGCACGAAGAAGUUUGAUACAUAAAUAUUUGCUUUUAAACCUUAUGUCAUAGGAAGUAAAUUAGAAGCUACAGCAUUUUUUUUCUUUUAAGAUCUAAAAGGAGAGAAUGCUUUUGGUAACCUUGAGAAUAGCAUGCUCGCUUCGAGGCAGACUGUUACUGCAUAAUCUGACCAACAAUGAAUGAACAUCUAGAACUUUUCUUACAUGUUUAUAAAAUAAAGCU